UUUGACUUUCUCUCUCCUCUCGAAUUUCUCUCUCUUCUCGAUCCAAAUUUCCGUUUUCAGAUUCACAGUAGGGUUUAUCACUCCAUAAAAUCCCCAAAUCAAACUCCAUUUCCCCCCAAAACUGCCAUCUUCAAAGCUAAAACCCUAGAGCGAUGAUUCGUUCUCUCUCUCUAGGGUUUUACCGCAAUUGAAUUCGUUCCCGUUUUAAAGAGAGUAUUCAAAUUCAUCGAAUUCGAAGACGGCGCUGAAAGUUGCAUCAAUUGUAAGUGCUCGUAACUCAGUUGUAGGCUGAUGCGUUGGUUAAGCUCGCGUAUAGAUUGAUAUAGCCACAUCUUCUUCGAUGCUAUUCCAGCUUGUAUCUAGGGUUUAUAUUUAUUUCUAGCUGCUGGUGGGGCCUGGGAUUUCUAAGUUCUGAGUGUUUGUUGAGGUUUUUGGAGCUUAAGAAACCCCUAAAUGUUUCUUGAAUCUGAACAUGAGCGAUGGAGGUGAAGCUGAAGGCACGAGAGACGAACAGAAUGGUUCGAAUUUGCGAUCUGGCGCUGGUGAUUAUAGUCGAGCUAUCUCGAGAGUUGCAAUGGCUCAAAUAUGCGAGGGUGUUGGGUUUGAGGGGUUCAAUGAGUCUGCUCUGGAUUCGCUUGUUGACAUUGCGAUUAGGUAUGUCUGUGAGUUAGGUAAAACCGCCAGAUUUUAUGCGAAUUCGGCUGGUAGGACGGGCUGCAACGUCUUUGAUGUUGUCCAGGGGCUGGAAGACUUGGGGAAGCCGCUAGGGUUUACUGGUGCUUCAGAGGUUCAUACCGACUGUGUAGUGAGUUCAGGUGCUAUUAGAGAGAUCAAAGAGUAUGUAGACAUGGCUGACGAGGUGCCAUUUGCUCAACCGGUGCCACAAUUUCCUGUGAUCAGGGAACGGAGAAUGAUACCUAGUUUCUUGCAAAUGGGGGAGACUCCGGCUUUUAAGCACGUGCCACAGUGGUUGCCUGCAUUUCCGGAUGCCCACACGUAUGUACGAACACCUGUUUGGAAUGAGAGGCUUUCUGACCCUCGUACAGAUAAGAUUGAGCUAGCGAGGCAGCAUAGGAAGGCAGAGAGGUCUUUGUUGAAUCUGCAGCAGCGGCUUGUAUGUAAUGGAUCAUCAGUGGCUACAACAUCUGCUGAACCAUGUAAUGGAGGAAAUGGAUCAGGAGUUAAUAACAAUGGGAACCUGUCUCUGGAGAAGCCGUUGGAGGCUGAGGACAUAGGCGUGUCACGGGUUAGCAUUCCCCCAAAGCUUUCUAGUCAAGCUCAGACAGAAAAACAAGUUUCUUUGUUGGAGACGUUUGCUCCAGCCAUUGAGGCAAUGAAGGAUGGGCUUGAUUCCGGAAGUGAUGGCGAGAAGACUUUUCCGGAAAAGAGGGAUUCUUUGUUUUUAGAGCUCAAGGGGGGUAAAAAGGUAUUUGGUGAACCAUUGGAUUUGAGGAUUCGGAAAGCCGUUGGAGGAACAUCUUCAUGGUUUGGUCACGAGGGUGAAAGAGAUGACAAGAAGAGGAGAGUUGAGUUUAUACUACGGCAAUCUUUGGAAAACCAGCAGGAGCUUCCUCAGUUGUAAAUUUGUAGUUCCUUGAAUGACAUUGAUUGGCUAAUGUUCAAGAAAAUAGCAGUUGAUUAGGUUAGUGACUAGUCAAACUCAAAACAUACAGUAGUUUGUGCUUGUGUAUUUGGUGCUAAUCCAUUUAGGAGCGGAACCCAGAUUAAGUCAUUUUUCGAGAUAUGUCAGUUUGGUGGCCUUGUUCUUGAAGAACUACAGAUGGAAGGUGUUUUUGGAAUGUAUCUCAUUCUUGUGUUGGUCAGUGUGACUGUAUAUUGCAUAUGCUAGAAGAAUAGCAAAUGGACUGUGGUGAUAAAGUGUGACUAGGAUAUGAAUGCAAGCGCAACGCUGCAACCCCACCAGAAACUUCCUCUACUCGCCACUGCCACAGGUCACGAUUGAGAAAUGCCCGCUCUUGGUACCACAACUAGUCAUCCGAGACCGUAUUCUACAACCGAUGAGGCCGUGGGAGCCAAAAAUGGUACGUUGCGAGGAGGAGGAGACAAACAUGUUGUUGUGGCGCUCUCAAGAUAAUUUCCUUUGACAUCAAGAACAAGUGAUGAAGCACGCGACUUGGAACUAAACCGAUGGAAAGGAUGCAUGAAUCUUUCUGAUGAGUUUAUGGACAGCCAUUGUUUGCAUUCUCCUUCUUUCUCCUCCUCUCAUUUUUGGUUGCAAAAGCCACAGACGUCACCUUUAUUUCAUUUUAGUCCAAAAAGUUUUAAGUUGAUGUAUUGUGAUACAUUCCAUCAUCAGGCGUUUGACGGCAUAUCAUUUUUUUUUUUAUCUACAUGACAUUUUUGAGUCA
Molecule: messenger RNA, 2369 nt
Organism: Salvia hispanica
Lineage: Eukaryota; Viridiplantae; Streptophyta; Magnoliopsida; Lamiales; Lamiaceae
Source: RefSeq, a predicted model, not a curated record